Porites evermanni is the source of this 701-nucleotide messenger RNA. The record is from the annotation of a GenBank genome assembly. NCBI's taxonomy places the organism in Eukaryota, Metazoa, Cnidaria, Anthozoa, Scleractinia, Poritidae.
AUGGACAGCAGUUACCUCGUCACGGGUCCGAAGAAGAUGUUCGUCAAGUUGAAGAGCUAUUUAUUGCCCUGGGUUUUGAGGUACAAAGGAGACAGAACCUUUCAAGACUACAACUCUUGGACGAACUUGAUGAUGUUGCUUGCCAAGAUCACAGUGCUUAUGAUUGCUUUGUGCUGUGGCUCAUGAGCCAUGGCAAGAGUGGUGAGGUGUUCUGCUCUGACGGCAACACGAUACCUAUUCAGACUCUUCAUGAUAUGUUCAGCGGAUGCGAUAAGCUAAGCGGUAAGCCAAAGCUGUUUUUCAUCCAGGCGUGCAGAGGUGAGGACGAAGACGAGGGGGUAACCGCGUCCAGUGAUACCGGCAUUACGUCUUACGGACAUGUUGAUUCCCCCUUUGACUCAGUGAAGAACCGUCCAUCCAGAGAACCCACUCAUGCAGAUUUUCUGUACGCAUUUUCCACAGUCGAUGAGUAUGUGUCGUACAGGGAUGAAAAUUUAGGAAGCCACUAUGUUCGCGGUCUCGCUGAAGCAUUCCGUGAACGUGCGUUUUAUGACCACCUUCUCGAUAUUUUAACAGUAGUCAACCAGAAAGUCAGUAACAUGGAAGCCAAGCGACCAUCAGGGGAGAACAAGAAUGAAAUCAAAAUCUGUAAACAGAUGCCUGAAGUUAAACAUACCCUGCGGAAAAAAGUUCGUUUCUAG